Leptonychotes weddellii (Weddell seal) is the source of this 1646-nucleotide messenger RNA. NCBI's taxonomy places the organism in Eukaryota, Metazoa, Chordata, Mammalia, Carnivora, Phocidae. The record is from RefSeq and is a predicted model, not a curated record.
AUGGCGCUCCGGACCGGGCCUCCCGCCGCCGCCGCCGCCGCCGCCGCCGAAGGCCAGCUGUGCGCCCUGCGGGAGGAGCUGCGGGGAGCCGGGCGCGUGGGCUACCCGGGGCCCGCCGGGGACACCCUCCUGCACUGCGCCGCCCGCCUCGGGCAUCGGGACGUGCUGGCCUAUCUGGUCGAGACCUGGGACAUGGACAUCGAGGCCGCCAACCGAGACUACAAGCGGCCUCUGCACGAGGCUGCCUCGCAGGGCCACCGGGACUGCGUGCGCUACCUGCUGGGCAGAGGAGCCGCGGUCGACUGCCUGAAGAAAGCCGACUGGACUCCUUUGAUGAUGGCCUGCACAAGGAAGAAUCUGGAGGUGAUCCAGGACCUUGUAGAACAUGGUGCCAACCCACUUCUGAAGAACAAAGACGGCUGGAAUAGUCUCCACAUUGCCAGCCGAGAGGGUGACCCUCUGAUCCUCCAGUACUUGCUCACUGUUUGCCCAACCGCCUGGAAGACAGAGAGCAAAAUCGGGAGAACUCCUCUGCACACGGCAGCAAUGCAUGGCUGUUUAGACGCAGUGAAGGUCCUUCUCCAGAGGUGCCAGUACAGAGCCGACUGCGCGGACAGGUGUGGCUGCACGCCCUUCAUGGACGCGGUUCAGUGCGGCCACAUCGAUGUGGCCCAGCUGCUGCUCGAACAGCAUGAGGCUUGCUGGGCGGCGCGGGACGCCCUGGGCGCACAGGCCAUCCACAGGGCAGCCGUCACCGGGCAGGACGAGGCCCUCCGCUUCCUGGUGUCCAAGCUGGGUGCUGACGUGAACGCCAGGGCAGCACCCAGCCACCUGACGCCACUGCAUUUCGCCGCUAAGGAAGGACACGUGAGCACAGUCCGGGUGCUCCUAUCCUUGGGUGCUGACAUCAAUUCCAAAGAUGAAAGAAACCGAUCAGCCCUGCACCUGGCCUGCGCCGGCCAGCACGCGGCCUGUGUCGAGCUCCUCCUGCUGUCCGGGCUAAGCGACUCCCCGGAUGUCUCGGGCGCCCUGGCUCAGCAGCUCGCUCGCAGCGCAGAUGUCCUUCAGUGCUUUGACCGCCACCCCGAGUCCUGAGGGUGCUUCUGAGCAAGGACAGGCACGGUGACCACGUCCUGCCACUGCCGUCGUUGGGGUCCCCAGCCAGAGGGCCGUGAGGACGCCGCCUCCCGAGCCCUGUGACCUACACGUGGAGUCUUUCCAGGACCCAGAUUCCACUUUUUCUGCCCUUCAAGUGGAAUUAGGGGAUGUUCAUGAAGCCAGGGUCUGGAGCCCUUAGAGAAGCACGUGACCCACGUGAAUGUAACCCAGAGUACGUGUUCACGUAAAUAUGUCAGAUGUUUUAUGAGGGAUGGCAAUGACGAUGAUGUUAACGGUACAAGAGCCAUAAACAUAACCGGCCUGCCACUUCCUUCCUCGCUUCUUCUUGGUCAUUACGGUGGUUUUACUUUGGUUUUGUAGCCAGGAAGGAGAUGCCUACACAGAUAUUUGAGAGAAAAUAAUGGAAAUAUUUGCACAUUCUAAGCGCUGCUAGUUAAGCCAUAACGUUUUAAUCUUGAGGUUAUUUUUACUUGAUGGUUCUGUGUUGGCUUUCUUCAGAUAAUAAACACACCUAAAAAUGCAGCUAA